AUGGGCUCACUGGGAAGAAUUUCGGCUCUUCUGAUUCUGAUCCUGGGUUCGCAGCACUCCUCGUGUUUCUGGAUCAUUAAUUUAGUGUUCCCCCCUCCCGUAAAGCCAAGUACCCCAAACAACAGCACUCCUCCAGUCGUCAUUGUGCCUGGGAACUUGGGUAACCGUCUUGAAGCCAAGAUUGACAAACCAACGCUGGUUCACUGGAUGUGCUACAAAAAAACCACACACUGGUUCCCCUUGUGGAUUGACCUCAACAUGUUGAUGCCCGUUGGUGUUGACUGCUGGAUUGAUAAUAUUAGACUUGUUUACAACCGGACAACUCGCAGAUCGUCCAAUUCACCAGGUGUUCAGGUGCGGGUUCCAGGAUUUGGGCAGACAUAUCCCAUCGAGUAUCUGGACAAUAACAAACUGUCUGGUUAUUUUCACACAAUGGUGGAACAUUUGGUCUCUGUGGGAUACUCAAGGAAUGCGACCAUCCGUGGUGCCCCAUACGACUGGAGGUUUGCUCCAAAUGAGAAUGAAGAGUACCUCGAGAAGCUGAAAGAGCUGGUGGAGGAAAUGUAUGAGCAGUACCAGAAGCCUGUUUAUCUAUUUGGCCACAGCAUGGGCUGUCACUAUGUGCUCUACUUCCUCAACCAGCAGCCUCAGGCCUGGAAGGACAAAUACGUCAAAGGUUUCAUCUCUCUAGGAGCUCCAUGGGGGGGCGCUGUUAAGCCACUCAGAGUCAUGGCAUCAGGUAAUAAUGACGGCAUCCCAAUGAUUUCCAACAUAAAGAUACGUGAAGAGCAAAGGAUGACGACAACUAAUCCUUGGAUGUUGCCAUUUGACCGCUUUUGGCCAAAAGACCAUGUAUUCAUCUCUACACCAACAGCAAACUAUACCAAUCAGGACUACGAGCGCUUCUUCACAGACAUCAACUUCGAGGAUGGCUGGCACAUGUGGAUCGACACCAAGAACUUGACGGGAGAUCUCCAGCCUCCUGGAGUGGAAGUCUGGUGUAUGUACGGUGUUGGACUGCCCACUCCGGUCACAUACAUUUAUGAUGAGAACUUUCCCAACGCAGACCCAGUGGACUUUGUGUAUGCCGAUGGCGAUGACACAGUGGAUAGCUUCAGCAUGAGUUUGUGCAAACGCUGGACUGGAAUGCAGAGUAAACCCAUUCAUGUCACAGAGUUCAGAGGCCUCACGCACCUGGAUAUAGUGUACCACGAGAAGGUGCUCAGUCUGAUUCAGUAUAUUCUUGAGGGAAGAUCUGAAACACCUGAUGAGAUUGAUGUUAGGGUGUAA
Molecule: messenger RNA, 1290 nt
Organism: Knipowitschia caucasica
Lineage: Eukaryota; Metazoa; Chordata; Actinopteri; Gobiiformes; Gobiidae
Source: the annotation of a GenBank genome assembly